UCUGUAGUUCAGUUUGAACAAAUAAAUAGAUCUGCCCACUGGUAUCUGUUACCAGGACAACCAGCAGAGGUCUGUUAGUCGACAGGAUGAUAGACUGGUAUCUGUUACCAGGACAACCAGCAGAGUUCUGUUAGUUGACACGAAGAUAGACUGGUAGCUGUUACCAGGACAACCAGCAGAGUUCUGUUAGUUGACAUGAAGAUAGACUGGUAUCUGUUACCAGGACAACCAGCAGAGUUCUGUUAGUUGACAGGAAGAUAGACUGGUAUCUGUUACCAGGACAACCAGCAGAGUUCUGUUAGUUGACAUGAAGAUAGACUGGUAUCUGUUACCAGGACAACCAGCAGAGUUCUGUUAGUUGACAGGAAGAUAGACUGGUGGAUAUGGAUGUUAUGAAUAUCAUAACACUGAAAAAGGAUUCUGCCAAUGAAAAGAGAGAAACCAAUAGACCAUAUAAAACCUUGAUGAAAGUUCGUUUUGGAGAGAAAGUUUCAAUGAUCCGUUGUAAGGUGCUUGUUUUACAAAAACUUUUCCUUAAAACAUUAUGGAUGUUACAUUGCCUGUCCCAGUCAACCCCCCUAUCUUUACAAGACUGUAGAACAGGCAAACUUAACUCCAGACACUGUUAAUUAAUUAACUAAUAUUGGAGGAAAGCUGUGAUCAGGCUGCCCUCUCAAGAGAAAGCUUUGAACUGUAACCAGUGCCUGCAACCUUGUUCAGGUUAUCAAUCAACCUACCAGGGUAGUUACAAACAGUACAGAAAUGAAAUCAUCCACAUAUUUGGAUCAUAUCUUUACUAAUGCUGCAGAUAUUUGUUUGAAAGCAGUAUCCAGAUUCUUUGGAUGUAGUGAUCACAAUAUAGUAGCCAUAUCUAGGAAAACCAAAGUUCCAAAAGGCUGGACCUAAUGUGCUAUUUAAGAGGUCAUACAAUUGUUUGUAGUGAUUCCUAUGUUGUUGAUGUUGUUGGGUUAUUUUUUUUCACAGUAAAUAACUCACGGACACUAGAGAAGCUUUAACCAAGUUUAAUUAUUCCCAAAGGUUUUGUACAGCUGUAAUUCAGACAACCCAACAUUUGUUCCAUCCAGAUAUACAGUGGGGCAAAAAUGUAUUUAGUCAGACACCAAUUGUGCAAGUUCUCCCACUUAAAAAGAUGAGAGAGGUCUGUAAUUUUCAUCAUAGGUACACUUCAACUAUGACAGACAAAAUGAGAAAAAAAAUCCAGAAAAUCGCAUUGUAGGAUUUUUAAUGAAUUUAUUUGCAAAUUAUGGUGGAAAAUAAGUAUUUGGUCAAUAACAAAAGUUUAUCUCAAUACUUUGUUAUAUACCCUUUGUUGGCAAUGACAGAGGUCAAACGUUUUCUGUAAGUCUUCACAAGGUUCAUUGGUGGCUGACUAAAUACUUUUUUGCCCCACGUUAUAUCUCACGUAAGACAUUCCUCCUCCUCUCCAAUCCUUACAUCUUAUGGUUCCACAGGAAGAGAGUAAAGAGGGUAACAGGAUACCAAACCUUUGUCUCCCUGAUGAGAAUCUGUCCUGACCUCAACCCCUCCUUCAUCUAAUCCACAGAUGUCCAUCUGUCUCCCCUGUUUCACACUUGCUUUCCUCUCGUCCACCCAACACAUAGAUAAUGUGUUACUGGUGUAUAGAAGAGUAGGAUUGGUUAACACUGCUCUACACUCUCCUAGAUAAUGUGUUACUGGUGUAGAGAGGAGUAGGAUUGGUUAACACUGCUCUACACUAUCCUAGAUAAUGUGUUACUGGUGUAGAGAGGAGUAGGAUUGGUUAACACUGCUCUACACUCUCCUAGAUAAUGUGUUACUGUUGGUGGUAGUGGAGGACCAGGAUUGGUUAACACUGCUCUACACUAUCCUAGAUAAUGUGUUACUGUUGGUGGUAGUGGAGGACCAGGAUUGGUUAACACUGCUCUACACUAUCCUAGAUAAUGUGUUACUGGUGUAGAGAGGAGUAGGAUUGGUUAACACUGCUCUACACUAUCCUAGAUAAUGUGUUACUGUUGGUGGUAGUGGAGGACCAGGAUUGGUUAACACUGCUCUACACUAUCCUAGAUAAUGUGUUACUGGUGUAGAGAGGAGUAGGAUUGGUUAACACUGCUCUACACUCUCCUAGAUAAUGUGUUACUGGUGUAGAGAGGAGUAGGAUUGGUUAACACUGCUCUACACUCUCCUAGAUAAUGUGUUACUGGUGUAGAGAGGAGUAGGAUUGGUUAACACUGCUCUACACUCUCCUAGAUAAUGUGUUACUGGUGUAGAGAGGAGUAGGAAGGAUGCAGUCUCAGGUUUGGAAAGACUGAAUUUAUUUCAGCACCAACAGAUCAAAGCGGAACAAAACCCAAACGUUGUUGUGCUCAAAUUAUAUCUUCAUUAACAAAAAGGCACAGGGUGAACUAUAUAAAGGACUCAGGAAAUAGUAGGAGAGAUUCCUCUCAGGAAAACAAGUAACAUUUACAAAUGACCGACAAAAAGACGAAUGUCAGAGGGAGUGUAUAUAUACAGUGAUAGAGGGGCGAUUGGAACCAGGUGCGUGUAAUGAUGAUGAGACAAGUCCAGGGGUUGAUGAGUGAAGGGCGUUGGACAGCAGUAGGUUCGGCAGCAGCUAGAAGGCUGGGGGUUGAUGAGUGAAGGGCGUUUGACAGCAGUAGGUUCGGCAGCAGCUAGAAGGCCGGGGGUUGAUGAGUGAAGGGCGUUUGACAGCAGUAGGUUCGGCAGCAGCUAGAAGGCCGGGGGUUGAUGAGUGAAGGGCGUUUUACAGCAGUAGGUUCGGCAGCAGCUAGAAGGCCGGGGGUUGAUGAGUGAAGGGCGUUUGAUAGCAGUCGGUUCGGCAGCAGCUAGAAGGCCGGGGGUUGAUGAGUGAAGGGCGUUUGACAGCAGUUUGUUCGGCAGCAGCUAGAAGGCCGGCAACGCUGAACGCCUAGACUGGACAGGAGGGGGAGCCAAAGCGAAGUCUGGUGUGACAUAAUGAGAGAAAAUCAAUAGAAUAUUUAAUAUAUUUUCUCAAAUUCCGUUUUCUCCGUUUAGUAAUUUUCCAGGUUUCUGAUAUUGUCUCUGUUUUUCAGUUUUUCGCUCUCAAAAUCACAUUGUUAAUAGAAAAACAACAAAAGGAGACCACUUUUGUCGUCUGAGAAAAAUCUAAGACAGUUUCAUUUUUGGGUGUAGAUAUCCUUUAAUUCAAGUGGCACCAGCAAGAGCCUUGCUUGGUUAGUGGUGUCUCUGUAGCACACAUGUGAUUGCAGAGUUUGCUGAACAAAUCACAACUGGAUUGAUGCAAAUAAUCAUGAUAUCAUUCUGCCAGGUAGGCAUAGACUACUUUGUAGUUGACAUUUAAUUGAAAAGGUUUGUGGGAAAACUUGACUUAAAUGUAAAUGUAAAUGUAAAACUUUUCCAUCAACCAGAAGAUGGUUGUCAUUAGCAUCAUCGCUAAAAACUACACAUAGUGGUAGACAAAUGGACUCAGACAGGGGCAUUUCCUGGCUGUUUCCUCUUCAGAAAGUUGAAGGAAAAUACAAAUCACUGAGGUGAAUUUAAAAACGACUUGCAGGCAGUGGGUUAAAAAUAACUAUGACAAAAAAGGAAUACAAAUUAUACCACCACCCAAAAGGGCACUUUAGAGACAGGAAGGGCAAAGGGGCAUGUGCUCUACACAGGUAGAGUCCUAUCUGUCCAUGUUGCCUUUUGCAAAGUGGGCACUGCUUUAUGUGCUAACACUCACCUAAAUAUCCCAUAUGCCACUGGGUGAGAAGUUUUAAUUGUUUUUGGGCAGAAUUAUGUGAGGUGUUGUUAGCGAUGAGCCUUGGUCAAUUUGACGAGGAUGGCAUAUUCCAAGCUAAUGUCGCCCUCUUCAAUCUGUCACCUAAUGGGCAGGUCAGCCCUGGAGGAAAGUUUUGGCUCUAAGAAGUAAGAUAACAUAACAUCUGGUUGUUUUUAAAUUACUUUUUUUGACAUUGCUUUAUUUUUGUUCCAAUCUGUGUUACCCACUCCAGUCAGCAGAUGGCAAUGUGAGUUUUUCAGGUAAUGCUUCUUGUGUGACGUAUCAUUUAAUGGACGGGGCGGGAGGCUUCUUCAACAGCGACAAAAGGCCUCUGAUUCAACCAACGCGGUGGUUUGCUAGCGAACAUAAAACAGGAGCAUUUAAGCUCUUUAGACUAAUCCUGUGUAUAUUAUAUUAUAUGGUGUUUAGAACACAAUUCUGUUUACGUAUCUAAUAGUUCAUUUUAACGUAAUUUGCUUCUUAAAUUAGGGAAUGUGUUAACUUCAUACUGCACUAGGCUAAUCGCCCAGAGCAUGAGCUCACUAAACUAGACGGAGAAAAUAAGUUCUGGUGAAAGGAGAGGAAGAAGCUUCAGAAUGAAAAAGGAGGAAGAUUCCGUUACAUUGAAGGAGGAGAAUGUAGUGAAAGGAGAGGAAGAAGCUUUCAGAAUGAAAAAGGAGGAAGAUUCCGUAACAUUGAAGGAGGAGAAUGUAGUGAAAGAAGAGGAAGAACCUUUUGGAGUAAAAGAGGAAGAGGAGGCUAUCUCAAUAAAAGAGGAGGAAGACGUUUUGGAAGUGAAAAGGGAGGAGGAGGAGUCAGAAUAUCCGAUUACCAUCAGAGAGAGAUGUGACUAUCAUGGAUUCUCUGGGGAGCCUCAACAACAUCCUGAUGCUGACGAGGCAGAGAAGAGUCUCUCCAGAACAGAACACCAGAUGGACAACGCUAGCCCUUCCUCCCUCCCGGAGUCCCCGUGUCGUGCCUCUCCCGGUAGCGCCUUACUGCUGGGUAUGAAGAGGUUGUCUGUGCUGCUGGUGGACUGCAGGAAAACAACAGGGCUGAGUGGAACUGUGAGAGGAGGAGACGAGAAGAAAGGAUCAGAUUUGACACAUCAAAGAGAACGACCAGACUCAGAGGAACCAGAGCCAGGGACAUCCAAACCAGCAAGACGACACCAGUGCUCCCACUGUAGAAAGAGUUGUAACCGGUUAUGGGACCUGAAACAACAUGAGAGAAUACACACAGGGGAGAAGCCUUACCACUGCUCACAGUGUGGAAAGUGUUUCAAAAUGUCACGGGACCUGAAACGACAUGAGAGAAUACACACGGGAGAGAAGCCUUACCACUGCUCCCAGUGUGGAAAGCGUUUCAGACAGCCAGGGCAUCUGAAACAGCACGAGAGAAUACACACAGGGGAGAAGCCUUACCACUGCUCCCAGUGUGGAAAGUGUUUCAGACAGCCAGGGCAACUGAAACAGCACGAGAGAAUACACACAGGGGAGAAGCCUUACCACUGCUCCCAGUGUGGAACGUGUUUCAAAAUGUCACUGAACCUGAAACGACAUGAGAGAAUACACACGGGAGAGAAGCCUUACCACUGCUCCCAAUGUGGAAAGUUUUUUAACUGGCCAGGGGAGCUGAAACGACAUGAGAGAAUACACACCGGGGAGAAGCCUUACCACUGCUCCCAGUGUGGAAAGUGUUUCAACCAGUCAGGGGAGCUGAAACAACAUGAGAGAAUACACACAUGGGAGAAGCCUUACCACUGCUCCCAGUGUGGAAAGUGUUUCAAAAUGUCACGGGACCUGAAACGACAUGAGAGAAUACACACGGGAGAGAAGCCUUACCACUGCUCCCAAUGUGGAAAGUGUUUCAACCGGUCAGGGGAGCUGAAACAACAUGAGAGAAUACACACAGGGGAGAAGCCUUACCACUGCUCCCAAUGUGGAAAGUGUUUCAACUGGUCAGGGGAGCUGAAACGACAUGAGAGAAUACACACCGGGGAGAAGCCUUACCACUGCUCCCAGUGUGGAAAGGGUUUCAGCCAGUCGGGGGGGCUGAAACAACAUGAGAGAAUACACACCGGGGAGAAGCCUUACCACUGCUCCCAGUGUGGAAAGUGUUUCCGCCAGUCAGGGGAGCUGAAACAACAUGAGAGAAUACACACGGGAGAGAAGCCUUAUCACUGCUCCCAGUGUGGGAAGUGUUUCAAACAGGCAGGGCAUCUGAAACGGCACGAGAGAAUACACACAGGGGAGAAGCCUUACCACUGCUCCCAGUGUGGAAAGUGUUUCAACCAGUCAUGGGAGCUGAAAGGACAUGAGAGAAUACACACAGGGGAGAAGCCUUACCACUCCUCCCAGGGUGCAAAGCUUUUGCCCAUUUAGGAAGCCUGAAAUAACACAUUAGACUGCACACAGAGCGGAGAAUGCUUACAAAAGCCCAGACUUAGGGAAAAUAUAUCACUCAUAACAGUCUUUUAAACGUCAUUAGAGAAUCCACACAGGAGAGAGAAAUUACUUCUCUUAGCGUGUAUACUGAUAUUUCACAUCACAUUGACUUAAUAUUCAUCAGAGAACAUGCACAGUGCUCCCAUUGUCUUAUAUUGUUGACUGAUAAUGUGUUUACUUGUUUUUACCAUAUGAAAUUAAAUGGUACAAGGUAUACUCAAACAUAUAUUUGUUUGUUUUUAUUAGAAAACAUGAAUUUAAUAUGGAGUAUGUCACUUUGAAUAUAAAGUAGAUCAGAUUCCAUGUGUUUAAAUGGUCCUUUUUAAAACUCUUUGUGUGUGUUUAUCUGGGUGUGUCAUUCCUCCAGCACUACAGAUAAUACAGUGAUAUUUGGAUGUGAUGCAUUUGUUCCAUUGUUUACAUUUGCAUUGUUGGCCCACUGAUGAUUUAAUGAAAUUCAAAUAUUCAGACUGUAACGGAAAAUGUUAAUUGUAUGUGUGUCCACAUAACUGAUUAUGUGACUAACCUUGUGAAACUGUCCUAUUAUAAUCUCCUGUUCUUUGGACCAUCAUUAUGUGUUGCAAACCAGCUGCACCUGCGUCCUUGUAUGAAUAAAGUCCCUCCCAGGAACAGGAAACUAUAAAGAUAUGUGCUCAUCACCCAAUGCUUUGGAAUUCAGACUGUCUACACUGCGCUGUGUAACUCUGUUAUUCUCUCUGAUCUCAGAAAUAAAGAAUCUUGGUUUGA
Messenger RNA from Salvelinus fontinalis (brook trout), 6957 nucleotides. Its product is annotated as zinc finger protein 345-like. Gene Ontology annotation, biological process: regulation of transcription by RNA polymerase II. Gene Ontology annotation, molecular function: DNA-binding transcription factor activity, RNA polymerase II-specific; RNA polymerase II cis-regulatory region sequence-specific DNA binding. The transcript has 4 exons. NCBI's taxonomy places the organism in Eukaryota, Metazoa, Chordata, Actinopteri, Salmoniformes, Salmonidae. The coding region runs from base 4360 to 6147 and encodes 595 amino acids. The record is from RefSeq and is a predicted model, not a curated record.